Eruca vesicaria subsp. sativa (arugula) is the source of this 1029-nucleotide messenger RNA. NCBI's taxonomy places the organism in Eukaryota, Viridiplantae, Streptophyta, Magnoliopsida, Brassicales, Brassicaceae. The record is from the annotation of a GenBank genome assembly.
AUGGAGGAGACUAUUACAACAUCUGAAACAGUAUCUACACAAAAUGAGAUUGUGAUCGAGGAGUUACAAGGCAUGCUCAAACAGGGCUUGCAUAUAAAGUCAGGUGAGCCAGAAAAUGCACAUGCAGGCCCUAGUGUGAAUUUAGAGGAGGACAUGAACAAGAAGAAGAAGAAAAAUAGGCAAAAGAAAAAGAGUAGAGUGGUUGAAGAUAAAGCUGAACCAUAUGUUUGUAGUAUUUGCAGUGUCAUUUGUGAUAGUCCUGCCAUAUUCGAGUCGCAUCUUAAUGGCCGUAAGCAUGCUGAUAUGAUUGACAAGUACUCAGAGGCGCUGCUUGAUGAUAAGCAAAUACAAGAGGAUAUUAUUAUUCAAGAUAAUGGUCACUCAAUAGAUGGAGAGGCACCUGAGAACAUGGACUACUUUAAUAAACAUUCUCGAGCUUUUGAAGAUGUAAUAGAGAAUGGUUACAAAUCUAUUCCAAAUGAAGAUAAAGCUGAACCUGAAGCAUAUGUGUGUAGUGUUUGCAGUGUGAUCUGCGUUUGUCCAAUUGUAUUCGAGUCUCAUCUGAUGGGUCGAAGACACGCUUCAAGGGUAAAGAAACAUGAAGAGGUUCUGUUUGAUGAUAAGAAGAUUCUAGAAGAAAGCCUUAAAGAAAAAGAUCAUCCAAGAAACAAACAAGAGAGUAUCAAAGAAGUUAGUCAACGCAGUAAAGAAGGAGUAGAAAAUGAGAUUGAACAAGAACCCAAAAAAGCAAGAGAGAGACUUGACUCAGUGGUUAAGAGGUUUGAACUUUCACUAGAGGAUACGUCUGAGCAGACGGUGGUUGAGGCUGGAAGCGCAUCUGAGCUUGCGGAGGAGAGUGGAACUCAGAUUAGGGUUUGCGAUUGGUGCAGUGUGAUGUGCACUUCCCAAAUGGAUUUUGAUUCACAUUUGACAGGUAAGAAGCAUGCUGCCAGUGUGAAGAAGCAAGUUGCCGUGGUGAAGAAGCAAGCUGGGACCAAAUUUGCUUUUGUUAGAAAGAAUGGGCCUUAA